CGAUUUUGUGCGUGUGUCCUUAAACAACCAAUUGACAGUUUAUCUCAUGUUUUUAUCUAGAUUUUGUACUUUCGUUGACAGUGAGAGAAAAAAAAACAAUGGAAGCGGUGUGUUAUAUAUUUGUGAGGCUUUGACAUUGACGUUUGAUACAACAAUAAAUUGUAUUUGGAUGUUUUAUCGUCCACAUUUUUGUCUUGAAGAGACAAGCAGAGAUGGAAAAGUCUUUCGAUCACAGUGUUAUGAUUACCAGUAUUCUGACAAUUUUUAUUAUCGGAGUUGCCGGCACAUGGGAAGAACAUAAUGGAAAAUUAUACUUGGUUCUUAAAGACCACCAAGAUGUAAUUAGAGAAACGUGGGAGAAAGCUGUCGUGAUGUGUGAGAAGGAGGAUGCUACUUUAUUUUCUCCGACUGCACGUAUGAAUAGUUGGACCAUAGAUUUUUUAAGAAGAAAUCGUAUCGAAAAUGGUUGGAUUGGUAUAAACGAUAAAUGUACAGAAGGAAACUGGAUAUGGUCAGAUGGAUCUCCCGUCAAUGAGAUAGAUUGGCAGUGGGCAAAAGGUGAACCUAACAACAAGAAUGUCGAAAAUUGCGGUCAAAUAUAUAAGGACUCAACUUGGAAUGAUUUACCUUGCAAUGACUACUUAGUCAAACACCCGGUUGUUUGUCAAAAAUGUAAACCUUGUGAUUCACAUGACAAUAAUAUAACAUGUAGUAAUGAUACCAGCUUCGACAAUUUGUACUGUGAUGGUCAACUUAGGAUGCAGUGGAGUGUCUGUAAACCAGACUGUCGACCAGGACCAGCCGAUAUUCUGUUCAUGGUAGAUACAUCUUCCAGUACGAAAGGCCAUCUGAAUAGAAUUAUCUAUAUGAUGACGUACAUUGUCACAAAGCUACCUAUAGGACCGAAAGAUUUCCAAAUAGCUCUAAUGAAAUACAGCUAUAAUCCAACGCUUGUCUUUAACUUUGCACAGUAUACAAAUGUACAAUCGAUUACAUCUGGAUUUGAUGACAUUAACAUUUCUAAUGGACCAACAUAUACUGGUAAAGCUUUACAAAAAGCAGACGAGAUAUUUUACGACAAAACGUCUGGAUCUCGUAUCUCUGCUUACAAAUACAUCAUUCUAAUUUAUGAUGGUUUGUCAUCCGAUAGAAUGAAUACAAUAUCGGAAGCAAAUAAAAUGAGAGACAAAAGAAUUAAAAUUUCCUCAGUAGGUAUUGGGAAUGCAGUAGCGCACGAGGAGAUUGUCAACACUGCAUACAGUGAACACUAUGCAUUUAACCAUAUUCACCUAGAUGAUAUAUACAAUCAGCUUAUACAAGACAGCAUAGAUGUUAGUUGUACAGUGUGCGUACGUGAAACAGAAGCGGACAUCAUAAUACUUUUAGAUGUCCAAAAGAACCAGUCGAACAUCGAGUUCCAGUACCGACAUAAAGCUAUCGAAAAAUUCCUCAAAGGUUUAAACAACGAUGGGUCUAACAAACGAGUAGGUAUGGUAGCAUACUCAGAUCAUGCUGAUUAUAUCUUCAAAUUAUCGUGGUUGAACAACGUAGACAAACUAAUCGGUAAUGCCAAUAAUGUGGACUUAGACAAAGUUUCGGUCAUAUCGAAUCUAAGCCAUACUCUUCAAUUUGUAGGCGUUGAUGCCUUUUCGAGUUCAAAUGGUGGACGACCGUCUUCUAGGAAAAUAGUUAUGAUGUUUUCCUCCUUAACCUCUGGUUAUUCCGCUGAAAUGAGUGACCAAAUGCUAAAUUUAAACAAAUCAGAUAUUGAAGUUUUAGGUGUAGCCACAGGCCAUGAUGAGGUAAAUCAUUAUACAGAAAUACUUUUAGAUCCAAGUCAGUUAUUGGUUAUAUCUGAAGACUCGCAUUCUGAUCCAUUUGAUUGCUUAAAAGCUUUGUCUGCUAUGACGUCGUAUUAUAUGUGUGAUGAUACUGUUUUUCAACUGUAUCCAUAAUAAAAAAUAUAAAUUCGAA
Messenger RNA from Mytilus californianus (California mussel), 1974 nucleotides. Its product is annotated as collagen alpha-4(VI) chain-like. The coding region runs from base 213 to 1955 and encodes 580 amino acids. Lineage: Eukaryota; Metazoa; Mollusca; Bivalvia; Mytilida; Mytilidae. The record is from RefSeq and is a predicted model, not a curated record. The transcript has 9 exons.